Molecule: messenger RNA, 627 nt
Organism: Wickerhamiella sorbophila
Lineage: Eukaryota; Fungi; Ascomycota; Dipodascomycetes; Dipodascales; Trichomonascaceae
Product: Eukaryotic translation initiation factor 4E-2
Exons: 1
Coding region: 1-627 (208 amino acids)
Biological process (GO): translational initiation
Cellular component (GO): cytoplasm; eukaryotic translation initiation factor 4F complex
Molecular function (GO): translation initiation factor activity; RNA 7-methylguanosine cap binding
Source: RefSeq, a predicted model, not a curated record
AUGACUUCUUCAGUCGAAAUUGAUAAACUGAGUCUAGAGGACACCCCUAAGACGGUUUUACACUCCGCGCAAGAUUUCACCGUCGUCCAUCCGCUUUCUCACGAGUGGACUCUGUGGUACACAAAGCCUCCUAGCCACCCGGACGAAGACUGGAGUACUCUGCUAAAAGAGCUGGUCACCGUAAACACCGUCGAAGAAUUCUGGGGUGCCUACAAGGCCGUUCCUAAGGUUGUCGAGCUUCCUUUUAAGUCUGAUUUCUCUUUGUUCAAGAAAGGAAUUCGCCCCGAGUGGGAGGAUCCCGCUAAUGCUCGUGGUGGUAAAUGGAUCUACGUCAGCCGCCAGAUGCGCCCUGACAUCGACGAGAAAUGGCUUAAUGUUAUGUUGGCCGCCAUUGGUGGUACUCUCGACUGCGAUGAUGAAGGCAAGGAGCUUGUAAACGGUAUUUUCGUCAUGUGCAGAAAGGGUGCCGUUAAAAUUGCCAUGUGGGUUACUGGCUCGCACGAGGCCACUCGUGACGUAGCUCUGCGCUUCAAGGAGGCUCUUGGCCUUGCUGAUAAACCCAAUGCUAUCGAGUACCAUGUCCACGAUGAGGCUCGCACCAAGUCCAAGUCCGCAAUCACUCUUUAA